UCCUUGUGUAAUUCCCUCACCACCACUUUUACCACUAAUGUCACUGGCAUUAGCUUCUUCUGUAUCCCUCCCAUUUGGGCAAUAACUUUCUCUUUUCAGUUUUCUACUUCUCCCAACACUCGCGGAACUAGAAAGCCUCUACUUCCAAUUCCACGUGGCAAAAAGGAGAGACUCUGAUUCUGAGCCGCUUCUAGAACCUUCCAUUGUCCAAGAAGUUUCAUUCCACGACGACAACGAAGAAGAAGAAUUCCUUGACGAAUUUGAAUACGAUGAAGACGGUGACGGUGACGAAUACUAUGAGGAAGAAGAGGAAUACGAAGAGGAGGCUGGUGUGCCUUAUGUAAGUUUUUGUUGGAAAAUUAGACUCUUAAAUUUGUGAUUUUGCACGUUUUGAAGGCAGGUGAUGGCGGCGCAGGUGGCGGAAUCUCCCUCACCGGAACGUGGUGGGAUAAAAAAGCACUAGCCAUUGCUAAAGAGGUUACUCUCUCCUUCGAUGGCGAAUUGCAAAUUUAUGCUUUUAGAAUACUGGUCAACUGCACCAUCCAAGUGCGCAUUGAGAACCUUUCCAAAAAGUCUGGUUCCCCCAGCAUGGAAGAUAUUGAAGCCUUCUCUGCAACAUAUAGAGCAAAGUUGGAUGAAGCAGAAAUUGCCAAAGUUGUUCCCGACAAUAUAUGUUUGGAGGUGUCUUCUCCUGGUGUUGAAAGGAUAGUUCGGAUUCCAGAUGACCUAGAUCGAUUCAAGGACCGACCUAUGUAUGUGAAAUAUGCCAUUAAUGAUGAUCCAAAUAAUCCAGCUGCAGAAGGUGAUGGUGUCUUCAAGCUUGAAUCCUUUGGCAUGGAAACAAAAUGUUGCACCUGGGGUUUAGCAGAUGUGAAAGUCAAUAGACAGAAAGCAGGGAAAGGAAGACCACUGAAUAAAAAGCAAAGAGAAUGGCGUUUAAGCACUCCCUUUGAUUCCUUACGUUUUGUACGGUUGCACUCUGAUAUUUAAAUAAUUUAUUUUCCCCGAAAGUUGAUUAGAUUUCCAUCUUUCUUCUGUUUGCGUGUCUGUCUAUAUGUACACGAACAUAAAGAACUGCAUUAAUAGAUAAGUAGAACAAUCAACACAUA
Molecule: messenger RNA, 1109 nt
Organism: Glycine soja
Lineage: Eukaryota; Viridiplantae; Streptophyta; Magnoliopsida; Fabales; Fabaceae
Exons: 4
Coding region: 589-990 (133 amino acids)
Source: RefSeq, a predicted model, not a curated record